Messenger RNA from Tetrahymena thermophila SB210, 4506 nucleotides. RefSeq names its product transmembrane protein, putative. The record is from RefSeq and is a predicted model, not a curated record. The transcript has 6 exons. Lineage: Eukaryota; Ciliophora; Oligohymenophorea; Hymenostomatida; Tetrahymenidae.
AUGGAUCAUUUUAUAAAUUAAUAACCCAAAGGCUAACAAAAAAAAAAUAAUAGAGAAGAUUAUUUCAAUCUAGAUUAUUUCUGUAGACAUAUUUCAAAUCUAAUUGACAUGGAUUUACUAGAUUAUUUGUAGGAGGCUAAAGGAAUGAUGUUUGACCGGAUAUAUACAGAUCAUGUCAAUAACUGUAUCAAUAAAAAAUGCUUUUGCAAUGAUUUCAAAGAUUAAGAUUAAUCUAAUUUUCAAUCUCUCUUUGAUCAGCAAACUCGUAAUUAGUUUUUGUGUCUCCUUAUUUCUUAAUUGUAUAAUAAUUUUUUGGCGAAGAACUUCCAAGAUAAAAACAGAAACUAUGAGAAGCUCAAAUUUAGCUAUUUUUACUUUUUGAUAGAAAUUUAAUAAAUUCCAACAAAAUCCUUUGUUGAAUUAAUUUAAGAGCUUAAUAAAUCUAAUAAAUCUGCCACUAUUUAUAAAAAUUAGUAUACUCUGCAAGAGAUUUAUCAUGCCUGCUUACAAUCUUUUAGUUUUUUUUGGAAAAAAUCCUCAAUUUAAAACCAAAGGCUAAAUAUGAUGUCUGUAAUUGAUUUCUCUGACUUAACAGAAGAAGUAUCUAUUUUAAUUCGUGACUGUUUAAUUGAAAAGAGGGACUUAUUCAUUUAUUUGAACUAAGAUCUUAUAGAUUUAAAUUUUCUUGUUCAUAAAUUUUGGAACUUCUUAGAAAACUAAAAAAAACUAUCAUUAAAGAUAACUAGUUUAUUUGACAUAUAUCCUAAUUCAAAGUAUGUGAUUAGUUUAGCUUAAAUAUUUACACAAAAUUUUGACAUCUAAAGAAGAAAAUUUUCAAAGUUUAUCAAAGAAUCUAAAUAAGUUAUGAAAACUUUUUUAAAAGAAGAAGAUUAUGGUAUUGAUCUAUUUAAUCACAAAUCUUGUAUGGUAUUCAUCACUUUGAUUGAAAAUUUAGGAUUUAUUAAGAGGGCAUCUAAAUCUUUUGAAAUUCUUUUUGGAGUUAAAGCUUAAGAUGUAAUUGGAAAGAGCUGUAAUAUGAUGAUGCCUGAUUGCAUAGCAGGAAUUCAUGAUGAUUCUUUAAGACACUUUGUUGAAAGAGGUAAUAUGGUAAAUUUAAAAAAAGGUAUCAUUUUUGGUUUUGGAAAGAGGAAGAAUGGAUUUAUGUUUCCAGUUCAUGCAAGAACAAAAUUAGAGAUAUAUCAAGGAGUAGAUUUUGGUGUCAAUGGAUAUUUUUAAGAAGUCAAUAAAGAUUUUGAUUACUUUUUAUGUGAAACUGAAGGAGGAAUUUUAGAUGUUACAGAAAGAAUUUUUAAACUAGGAUUUUAACAUAUUUUUCAGCAAAACAAAAAAAACAUAGAUACUUGUAGAAUCAUUCCAUUAGUUGGCUUAAUGGUUCAACAAAAUUCUUAUGCAAAAUAGCCUGGUUAUGUUGAUACAAUUAUGUGUGUUCCUGUAGAGAACGAUUUGGUUUCUAAAUUUAGAAAAACAAAGCUGAUAGAUUUAAAAUCUGAAUCUGAAGAGCUGUUCAUGCUCUUAAUAAAAUUAGAUUAGUUUAAGUUUUAUAACGUAUCUUUAAGAGUAGAGAGAAUAGAUACAUCGAUAGGUGUAUCAGUAAUUUUUGUUGAAUUUAGAAAAGUCAAUAAAAUUAGAGAGUAUUCAGAAAUAUUAGAAAAACUAAAUGACCUUAAAAAAGAAAUUUAAAAUUAGUUGAACAUAAAACUGGAUUUGAAUAUAAAUUAAUCUCUCUCUUACUUAAGUUAGCAAAGUCCAGAAUCAAAAUUUACAAAAUAGUAUUCUUUAUGUUAAGUCUAAAAUAAUUAAUUUAAUUUAGACGAAACAAAACCCGCUUCAUAAGUAUUUAGUCCAAUUAUCAGUUAAAAUAGAAGAGAUUUUUACUAAUCUUAAUUUAAUACAGCCAACUCUCCUUAAAGAAAAUAAAAUUCACCUAAUUUAAAUAGAAAUAGUAUUAAUUAUAACUUUACACUUGAAAAUUAGUUUGUUGAUUUUAAGUUAACUGAUAGAAUAUCUAUUACAUCACGAGAUAUUGAAACACCAAAGAAUAGCAAAACUCCAGAAGUAUAUUCACAAAAAUACUCUAAGACAUAAUUGGAUUAAAUUGUUGAGGAGCAAUUACUUUCUUAGGAUAAUUAUAGAAGUCCUAUGCUUUCAACUCUUUCAUCUAACCAAAUAGACAAUUUUACUCUUCUAAGUAACAGACAAAAUCCAAAUAUCCCAAAUUCAUCUAAUCAGAUGGAGUAGUUUAGAGAAUAAAUGAAGGAUUAUUUAUAAUACUCUAACAGCAAUAUUUAUAAAAAUCUUCAAUUUAAAAUUAAACUAAAAUCUUUUAAUGAUUAAGAAUUAACAAAUGCUGAAUCUAAUCUCUAACUUAAUGACGUUUUUGUUAAAGAAUUUGCUAAUAAAGACUUGAAUAAUAAUUACUUUAAUCCAUCAACACAGUCUAAUGAUGGAAAUGAUGAUGCAGAUGAAAAGAAUUACAUGAAAUAAAUGGAUGGAGAUAUAUUUUUAAUAGAUUAACAGUCAUAAAUUUCUUCAGUUAAAGAUCUUAACCAUGAAAAAUAAUAACUAAAGAAAUAGAUUCUUGAUAGCAGAGCUCCUAAAAUUGCUAGGUACUUCAUACAGAUAGGUUAAAGCUGCUCGUUUGUUUCUCUCAUCAUCCCAAUUUUAUUUUUAGGUUUCUUUGUUAAUUUUAUGCUCAAUUAAAAUUUAAAAUUUGAAAACUGUAUGCUAUUUUAUGAUAUCAUUAACAGUACCAAUUAAGUCACUCAUAAAGUUGAAUAGACUCGCUUUUAUUAGUCAGGUAUUACAAGUAUACAUAUUUUGAAUUUAAAAUCAGAAUUCUCAAAUUAUUAAUAAAUCGAAUUAUAUAAUUUGUAAUAAUUUAAAUAAAAUAUUGCUUUAUUAAUGGGUCUAAAACAGGAUGAAAAUGGAGCUAAUUUUAUUGACAAUUUCAAAUCUUAGUUUAAAAAUUAUGAUAACAUUUUGACUGAUGUGUCAUUCUUUAUAUGGAUAUAAUCAAUCCUUGUCUUUGGAUAUUAAUAUAUACUAAGCCCAAGUGAGCCAGAUGCUCAAGUCCCUGUCUAUAGCAACUUUAUUUAAUUCAUAUAAAUUUUGUAACAAGCUUUUGAAAAUAGUUUAGAAGAUUCUAGGAACAGUUUAAAUUAACUUGUAAAUUUGAUUUAUUAUAAUUUAAUUUUUAAUAUCAUAGUAAUUACAUUGGCUAUUUUAAUUGUCAUACCCAUUGUAUUAAUCGUAGAGAAGAAAAAAAAAGACUUUGUUAAGCUAAUUUGCACCUAUCCUAGAGACAAGCUUGAUGAAUACUUAGAAGAAACAUGUUUUGCUCUUAAAGAGCAUUAUAUAGAAAAUGGUCAUUUAUUUUCCAAAACUAAAGAUGAUUAUUAAAUAAUGAGAUAAGCUACUACUCAUUUCGGAACUGGUAAGCAAUUCGUUGAUUUGAUUAUUUUUACAUCAGCCUAAAAUGGAAACCAACAGCUAUCAAAAGUAGUAGAUGACUAAAGUAAAAAGAAAAAAAGAGCUAUAAGCUAGACUAUUUCCCUAAAUACUUAAAAGAUACAAAUCAUUGUUCUAACUACAAUUUGCUAUGUUGCCUUGAUUGUUUUGCCUUUAAUAUAAUACUUCUUUGGGAACUAUCAAAUAAAUAAAAUAUUUUUUUAAAUAAAUUUAGCUGAAAAUCUUAGUUAGAUAAAUUUCUAGAUUAACAGAAGCUAUUCUGAAAUGUACCUUAACCUCAAUAUGAAAAUCUUUAAAAAUAAUCCUCCUUUUAAUUAAUAUAAUUUAUCAUCAUAAUAUUUUGACGAUUUUUUCUCUAUUUUGUAGAAAAAUUAGGAUUUAAAUAACUAAUUUUAACAACUUUAACAACAAUUGACAAAUUAUGCUAGCGAUGAUUAAAAUGAAGCCAAAAUAAUUUCAAAUAUUCUCUCAAACGACAGUUGCUAAGUAUUAAACGACAAUUUAAAUCUCAUAGAUAACUUUACAUUAUAAUCGCAUGGGAAUAUAACAUAAUAUUGUACUGGAAAAGAAAAUGAAUUUUUAAUCAAAAGGGGAUUAGUUUUGUCUUCUCAGUAUUUAUUUUAAACAUGCCAACAACUGAGUACUUUCUUGAAAUAAGAUUCUAGUGAUAUUCUAUAAUUAGCAUAAAAUUUUGAUGACUAAAAUAAUCUUCAUUCACUAAGUCAAAUUAAUCCAGAAUUAGAUGCUUCUGUAUCUAUUUGCUUAACCCUUGUUAAGCAAAACAUUCAAAACUAAACAACAGUUUUAUAUUCAAUUUUUUACAUACUAUUUAGUUUUUAACUGUUGAUAUUAGUUAUUAUUUAUUACUACCUCUGGAGUAAGGUUCAUUAAGAGAUUAGUCUUAAUUUCCAUAAGAUAAAGAAUCUAUUUACCUUCUUUUCUAUUGAUUAAAUACUAUAAAAUUCUUAUAUUAAAAAUUACCUCACUGGAGAAAUAAGAAGUGAUGUAGUUCAGUGA